Ciona intestinalis (vase tunicate) is the source of this 1769-nucleotide messenger RNA. Its product is annotated as neuralized-like protein 2. NCBI's taxonomy places the organism in Eukaryota, Metazoa, Chordata, Ascidiacea, Phlebobranchia, Cionidae. The record is from RefSeq and is a predicted model, not a curated record. Gene Ontology annotation, molecular function: ubiquitin protein ligase activity.
UGUAUUACCUCUAUGUUUGAUAAACUAAAUAUAGUAAUGUGGGGUAAGAUAAGAUAACGUUAAUACCUAAAUUCCCAGAUUUUCUUGUACUCUUGUGAGCAAUUAAUAAUGCUCUUUCGAGAGACUUCUGUUAUAUAAUUAUGUGAAUACUAUUUGUUUAUUAUUAAAUUGAGAAAUUAAAUAAAAUGAAAAUAUGUUCCAUCAAUAAUCGCAAAACAAUAAUUAAGUGUCGCUUAAUACAGAGUAUUAGCUAUAAUGUACAAACUUAAUCAAAUAGGAAAUAGUGAAUUUGAUGUCAUUGGAAGCAACUUGAAUACUGAGUGGGAUGAUAUGGGGACAUCUGGUAAAUUUCGUUUUCAUCCGAACUGUGGAAGCAACAUUCGUUUAAGCAAAGAUAACCUGAUUGCACGGCGAGUGGAAGGUUUCUCUAACGCUGUUUGCUUCAGUGAAUCUCCUCUUCUCCUGGGACAAUUAUUCCUCAUUGAGAUAAAAGACACCGAUAAAAGUUGGUCAGGUCAUCUUCGAGUUGGGAUCACUCAAAUUAAUCCUAACCUCGACCAUAUUCUUGAAAUGGUGGUUCCGAUGAUGAUUGACGAUGGCCGUACGUGGGCGCUAGCGAUCACUAAAUUCCACAACCGUGUUAGUGACGAACAUCGUGAUCUUUCUAAGUCUGAAUCAGUCUUAAAUUUCGGAAACGCCAGGGUAAACUCGGAUUAUCUCUGCUUUGCCGGGAAAAGAGCUUUGACGUAUAGUCUAAACGGUACACGGAUGGCGGAUUUUGGUCAAGCUGUUUUAAGGGGAAGCAGAAUUGGGAUUGUACUUAGGCCUGUGACGUCACAAAGACGUAAACAGUACUGUGAUUUACAUUUAGUUAUCAACGGCGAAGAUAUGGGGGCAGUUGUAACACGAAUACCAAUGACAAAACCUUUAUACGCAGUUGUAGAUGUAUAUAGUAUCACGAAAGAAGUAAAAAUACUUUCCCUCCCUGCUAUGACGUCAUUAACACACAUGUGUCGUGACGUCAUAAGAGAUCACAUCAGCGACAAAGAUGAAUUUAUUAAGUUAGGACUACCCCAUUGUUUACAAACGUUUGUCGAAUAUGGGUUUUAUCCUGAUCGUGUUUUAAACAAGUAACAACGGUCUAUAUGAGAGUCGCGAGGUCACGGUUUUAUAUUCUUUGAGUGUUCUUUGUUUACUAUUAAAAGCGACAAGAAAAUAGAAUGAAAAAGUGGCUCAUCUCACCCACCCUACUAUUAUAAUGUUAAUACUUAUGGACUAUUUAAAUACUGAUGAUCUAUAUCGUAUUUUGUCGGGCAGCAAUCUUUCUAAAUUCUUAGAAUGAACAUGCUAUCACUAACGUGUAAGCAGUUUUAUUAUAGAGUUACGUUUAUAAGCAAGUGUAUAGUGCGUAGUGCUAUACAAUACAUAUUAUCUUAUGCUAUAGUAAGAUAAUAGUUUUGUCGUAAGCUAAUUUCGCAACAUUAACUAUGCAAUUGUUUCUUUUGAUCAGUUAUGUGUAGCCUACGAACUUUUUGAAGGAAGCGUAUGGUAAUAAUGCUGUAUUAUUUGAUUAUAUGAAAAACAUAUGUACACCGAAAUUUGCGGUUUAUAAAACGCUGACACAAUCCGUUUACCGUCGUCGUGUUUCUUACGUGCAAAGGCCUUGAUAAAUACUGAUAAGGUCGAGUGCUGUGUCGCCCUGCCAGUUGGUUCCUCUGGUGGCCGUAAAACGUAUCUGACAAAUAAAAGCAAUUUUUAUUUUGUGAUUA